This is a messenger RNA of Neospora caninum, 2925 nucleotides long. RefSeq names its product iron only hydrogenase large subunit, C-terminal domain-containing protein. Bases 1 to 2925 code for a protein of 974 amino acids. Lineage: Eukaryota; Apicomplexa; Conoidasida; Eucoccidiorida; Sarcocystidae. Gene Ontology annotation, molecular function: 4 iron, 4 sulfur cluster binding. The transcript has a single exon. The record is from RefSeq and is a predicted model, not a curated record.
AUGGCACCAGUGAUCGGGGCCAACCCAUCCUUCAGCGCAGCUGUGAAGCUGGCUGACUUGGACGACUAUUUGGCACCUGCUCAGAAUUGCGUAGUCCCGCUUCUGACAGAGAAACCUCAACAUGAUCAAGCGUCAACCACGCCGGUUAGCGGCCGCGCUGGAAGAAAUGGACCCGCAGGACUCGGUCGAACCGCGAUACAGCCUGUUGACUCUGUCCACAGAGACGAAUUCAACCAGGGACCACGUGUCAAUGACACGCGGGAACAUCAGCGGGCAAAUCUUAUUCGAUUGGCAAGGCCCAGCCGGGCAACUGCAAGCGUUGGUGCCGACCAUGGUACGCUAGCCGGGGGGAACAGGAACAGAGAGGGCGUUGCCAAUGCACGCGUGGAAACUGGGAACAAUGCGCCGUACCAUAGCUCGGCACAAAUGAAGGAAAAUGCAGUGGACGGGGGGAUUGACAAUGGCCUGGAGCCUUCCACAGCUGUGGCCAAAGUUUCACUCUAUGACUGCUUGGCCUGCAGCGGAUGUGUUACAUCAGCAGAAGCAGUAUUGUUGGACCAUCACUCUGUAGACCAGUUUCUGCAGUCGGUCCGGAACUCUUCCGCCAGGUCAGUUACCGUGGUGUCAGUGUCUUUCCAGUCAAUAAUCGCCCUCGCUCAUGAGUUCAGAUCCUCUCCAGGCAAGACGUUGCGGAGGCUUUCCACGCUAUUUCGACUAGCCGGAGCAACAUACGUUCUGCAUACCCAAGUCAGCGAUGCAGUUGCCGUUUUAGAAGCCGAGCGCGAGUUUGUUCGACGGUACAGGGAAGCAGCUGGACGAGCAGCAAGGGAAACAGCCCGUCUUAAAACAACAGAUGAGGGCAGCAGGGAGCAGCAAGGCAACCUUUCUUCAGCACCCAGGACGGGCCAUUCGAUUGACGAGACAACCCUCCCGCGUGUUCCUGGCAAUGGCUUGUUGCCUGUACUCACAUCGUUCUGUCCAGGGCUCGUGUGCUACGCGGAGAAAAGUCUCCACCCUUCAUUGCUCCCGUAUUUUAGCCGCGUCCGCAGCAGCCAGCAGGUCCAAGGGGUUCUGGUGAAAGGCCUUCUGCGUGAAUCUCACAACGCCCGCUCUUUCUUCUUCCGCUGGCGGGUUGCCAAUCCACUGACAAACUGGUUUGUUUCAACGAUGAUGAAAUGUACAUUGUCUCGGUACUGUCACCUCACUGCGGCUUCAGACGGACCCGUGUACCAGUCGCCAGCCUUCAACAGCCUAGUCAUGACGGAGAAUGGCGAUACGCACUCAGCGGACGGCGACGUGUCCAGAUUUAGAGUUCAAGGAGACUCCGGCGCUCCUGCCAACGUUGAAUGGCGGAGGUGGAGUGAGGAACUGACACCAAAGGACAUAUUUCAUGUCUGUGUAAUGCCUUGUUUCGACAAAAAGUUGGAAGCGGCCCGACCAGAGUUUCGGACUCACGUGGCCUCGGCAUCCGAUGGCCGCGUGUCAACUUCAGCAGUGUCAAGACACGUACCACUCUCUGGUUCCUCGGACGAAGCUGUUGCAUCGCCGCGCAGGACUAGUCAGUCCGAUGGUGGCGUUCCGGACGUGGACCUGGUGCUCGCUACCAAUGAGGUGUUGACACUCAUGCAGCGGCUGAACCUCACGUUCGAUGAACUCGACGAGUCGCCGGUAGAUGAGUUCUGUGAUGAUUUCUCCCGGCUCGCCUGUCAAAUAAGCCUCUCAUUGGGGUCAUCCGUAGCGGAUCAUCCCCUGGUCAGUGACGCGACUUGUUCUCUGACGCAAGGUGCUGCGCCAGAAGAUUCUACUCUGCAGAUGACCCGACGCCCCAGUGACCAGGAGAAAUCCACGACGUCCUCUGUCAACCUUGAUCCAGAAAGUAGACGGAUGGAUGCCGAACUAAUCCGCCCUUCGGAGUUCCUUUCGGGUAGCGGAGGCUAUACGGAUCGCGUGUUCCGGCGAGCUGCAUGGGAGCUAUUUGGCGUCCGUGUCGAGGGCCCCCUACAGUUUACUCAUGGGCGAAAUGAGGACUAUAAAGAAGUCGCUCUGGUCGUUGAUGGGGAAGAAAAGUUGCGUUUUGCCAUUGCAUACGGAUUUAGAAACAUCCGAAAUGUCGUCCAGAGGCUCAAACGAGAGGUCGGUGAAGAAACAUCAGGGCACAACAGCCGUGACCGCGUCCGUUCGACACUGUGGGAUCCCUCAAACCUCGAAAGUACUGCCCCUCCACACGAUGAUAUUCUAAUAGAUGGUACAGCUCCAAAUCUAACCGGUAUGUCCCGCGGAAGGAGCAAGCGUACGCAGAGGCCGUUUCCCCAUUUCAUCGAGCUUGCAGCGUGCCCGGGGGGGUGCCUUAAUGGAGCAGGACAAACUCUGUCCCAGUGGGGGACCGAGCGUGGCGCUUCAAAUAAUUCAGAUGGUUACAAUUCCCGGAAUUCGAUAAGUAAUGAGGUCAUAAUCAAUGGGAAAGUCAAAUACAAGGCAGAACGGGCGAACGAUUCAGAUGUGGUGGGCCCGUCAGGAGGUAAUGCUGGAGAGGAAGAUGCGCCGGGAAAAGUUGACGCUUCAUCAGUGAGACCGGACUGUGAAGCUAAAAAGCCCCUGUCAUAUCUGACAGAACUUCUUCAGUCGUCAUUCGCUUUUCAUGACCCGCUGCGUUGGCGAGAGGUUGAGCAGGCGUACACGUAUCUUCAAGGUCGUGUGCCCAGUGCUUCAAAGACAGUCACAGAAGAGCCUGCGAAAAUGAACAAGAGACAAUGGAGUCAAUUGCGCCAUGUUCGGGGUCGUAAAGAAAGCGAAGCUGCAGUUGACUGGUGGCAGGGUGCGAUGAAUGAAGAGGAGGAGUGGGAGGAUUUGUACACCGAUUUCAAGAGCGUCUCUCAUACAUUUGCAUCAUCUUCCAGUGCAACGAUGGCGUCACUGAAGUGGUAG